AUUGUCAACAGUGGGCUUAAAUUGCGAUAAGAAUGUAUGAAUUUUGAAAAACUCGUAUUGUUACGAUUUAAACACGGGAUUCGUGACUAAAAUAUUAUGUUAUUAUAACUUUAUCAUGAUCCUAAAUAACGACGAAAUGCAUUUGAUGAAAAAUAUCCGGCUUAUAGUGUUUCUUACGCUACUUUCUUGCGCAAGAAAAUCGGUGGCUUCGAGCCACUGGAUGGUGACAGAAAGCGGCUUAAUUCAACCAAGGCUUGACUCUCCUUUUGAGAUGGCCCGGUCUUACGAUUUACUUUCGUUUUUGAAGCAAGAAUCUCGAUGGGAUGAAAUAAUUAAUUUAUAUCAUGAACUGGCAAAAAAGCAAGAAUUUCUAGAUGAUCUUUGGACAGAUAUUGAGAGAGAUACAGAUCUAGGUAUUGAUGUAGGAAAGGAUGAAAAUUGUAUGAGAGCAGGACCUCUUAAUAUGAUUGACUGGUCUCAUGCACCACUAGAAGAUGGUACCAUUAAGAAUAUCCCAGAAGAAGAGUUUCAGCUGCCCAGUCAUUAUGGACCAAAUACAGAUGUACCUGAUUGUAAAAAGAUAUCUUCUCUCACUUUUAGCAUGUUUGCCUUUGAACACUUGAAGAGCAUGAUAAAAAGAAACAACAUUUCAAUCACUCCAGAGUAUCCAUCUUUAGAUCUCAUAUCUCCUGCAAGUACUGUGGAUCAAUUUGGUCACUGGCUGGCUGGUGCACUCCGCAGGAACAGUUCUUCAUGGCUACAUUAUAAUUUAGCUGCAUUGUUUUGGAGAAUAAAAGGAAAUGGUCCUAAAGCUCUAGAGUGUUGUCGACGUGCAGUGUUAUAUGCACCUCGAGAGUACAAAGACAUAGCUAUGCUGAACCUAGGCUCAAUAUUAUACAGAGCUAAGAAGUAUGAAGAUGCUAUCACUAUACUAAAUGGGGCUCUAGAUCAUGACUCUAUCAACCCCAUUGCUCAUUUCAUCCUUGGCAACAUUUAUACGUAUUUGGGAGAAUUUAAUAUUUCACUAGCGCAUUAUAAGGUUGCAUUGAGUAUAAAUCCUAAAAUGGACAUCGCUAAGAAACAUAAAUAUGCAGCAUUGUGUCACGUGCAUUUAGGUGGAAGAAUACGGAAUCUCAAAUUAAAAAUAGACAAAUUGCGUGAGGAGUUGAGCAAUUAUAGUUCCAAAGAAUCUCAAUGGAUCAAAAUUCAAAGUGAAUUUUUGAAAACUAUGAAACCUGUUGAUGGAUAUGAUUAUAAAAAUGUGGAGAAAAAUUGUGCCAAAAUGACAGAAUUAACGGGAUUGAAAAUUAGUCAAUUAAAAGUAACAGGCGACAGAUAUUCAUUGAUAAAGUACUUCUUUGAUGGGCCCAUAUAUAAUGAUCGCUUAAUGGAAGUCAGUGGAACUGCUAAUUUGGACGCUAUUUAUACACUUCAGAGAAUUGUUAGUCAUAUACAGAGACAUGCAAAUAUGGCGCCCGAGAUAUUCGUGCAUUUGAAUAAGGUCACCAUCAGUGAUGGAAAGGUUGCAACGGAAGAGGUUUUAGUACCUGCAACUGUGGAAGAGUCCCUUGACAAUGCACAGCAAAGCCCUUCCCAACCUGAGAAGGAAGUUAAGUCUGAAGUAAAACAAGCAGAGCCUGAGAAGAAACCGUCCAGUUCAACAGAUGAUCAGCUAACUGAAUAUGAAACUGGUAUAUUUUUAUACCCACCUACAUUGCAAAUAAAUAGGAAUGAAGAGGACUUCGACACGGAAGCAGACUGGCCAUCAAACGAAGUGUGUACACUUACAGCACCAAACUUCCCAGAUAAGGUUGAAGCCGUGUAUCCUGUGUUCUUACCUUUUGAAAAUAAAGGGAUAAGAGUGAAAGCACUGCUCACAGAUAAGAUUGGUGUUCCGUUGAAUGUGGAACAUGAGUUGCCAUGGCACCCUCCCACGUGCGUUCAUGAUAAGGAGAGGAAGACUUAUAAACAACAAUUGGCCACAGAAGUGAUUGAUACGAACUAUCUAAGGGUCAAAUUGCUUGAAUAUGUCAGCGACGGAGACAUAGAAAAGACCAGUCAUAUGCAGGAUGCUGAAAUUGGACAUCGCAUUUAUGUUGCUAUGAGAAAGAGAUUAGCUCCCAAAUGGAUACCACAAGUGUUAGCCUCGCUCUAUUGGCGAGUACGUGGAAACAAGGUGAACGCAUUGCAUUGCCUACAUGCAGCGUUGAAAUCCGUGCACCCGAAGUAUAAGGAAGUGGUGUUGAUUUCACUUGGAUCAGUUUAUAUCGAGAUGGGAUACUUUGAGGAGUCCGUGCUGGCCACGGAAGAGGCAUUCCGGUUGAAUUUGUAUGAGCCCGCAACAAAUUUCCUCCUAGCUGAAUUAAACAUGAUCAAAAAGCAUCGGCUAACCCAUAUGUUUCAUCUAAAGCAAGUGAUUCGAGUAGAACCGGGUUUUAUGAAAGGCUUGGCUAGGAACCUUCUCAAUGCCUGGGCUUGCAUUCUUAAGCAGGUCAAUAAGAUACACGAGAUCGAUUUCAGCGAGGGAGAUAUUUGUACACAAGUGGAGCCAGGAAUCAACAUGGUGUGUGAGAAAGGGGGUGAAAACUGUCAUAUGACAAAUAUACAGUGUUUUAGUAGUCAUGAAAGAGCGGAAACCAGCAUGAUCAUGAAGCUUCUAGAACAAAGUGACAGAGCCUUUGUACCAAAGGAUUUAAUGAACGAAAGGUUCUUCGAGUAUGUGAUCCAAAACACACCUACGGAUAGAAACGACAGGCUCUCACACCAAGCCAAUUACGACCAUAUGAUGAAAGCCGUAGAGACCGUUUUGCUGGGAUGCGGACCCUUGGGAUGUAAAAGUCUACAGCCAGCAGAUUUAUCGCUGACUGAGGAAGAGUGUGCCCACCAUUACAUACAGCUUGGCUACUGGUUACAUAUUGUCAGUUUUAAACAACUACUCACUGAUACUAAUUUAAGGCUACCAUCAGACAUAGUUGCAAUAACGCCGUCCAAUAAGAAAAUACCGGAAUGCAAACUCAGCUCAGAUCCCAUAGAUGACUUCUACUUGGAGAGGCUCAGUAGAAUCGAUACCGAGGGCUGGGAGCCAAUAAUGACCCUCACUCACCAAUUCGCUGAGUUGUUCAAUUAUUUCGACUACGUCACCCUUGGAGCUAAGAUCGCGAAGUAUGUGGAAACUCGUCCGACGUCGUGGGUGGGCGCGCUGACGGCGAGCUGGUGGUGCGGCGCGGGCGGGCACGGCGCGUGCGCGGUGCGCUGCGCGGCGCAGGCGCACGCGCUCGCGCCGCCGCACCUCGCGCCGCACCCGCUGCGCGCGCUCAUCGCGCUGCUGCACAUGCAUUCCAAACAACGAGAUGCGAAGGACGUUGCGUAUCUCUCGUUCUACACGUUACCAAAGAGCAAAAUCGAAUCGUUCCUUGUUGCUGUCUCUCACACGUAUCUCGAGGAGUAUGAUCAAGCUGUCUGGAUGUACAGAUAUUCUCUAGCUUUCGAUGAAGAAUUUAAACCGGCCAAAGCUUGUUUGCACGCUACCAUGUGUCUCAUGUUCUAUGGCGAAGGUAGCAAAGGGAAAUCUAAGAAAUAAUAUAUCUUACCGAAAAAUGACGCUUCCCAUAUACUUCCUCUAAUACUCAUUGUUAUAUAUCGUCGCAAUAGGCUUAAGAAACUUGCGUAAUCGAAAACUGAAGUAGUCCAUAAGAAAAAGUCUUUAUUACCUUUGCAUUAGGGUCAAAUAUCCUAUGAGCUGUAGUUACUCUUCGUUUUUCAUACUUUUUAUAAUUACACUAGGGACCUUAAAUAGUUGACUUCGAAAAGAUUUUGUUGUUAUUUUUAGCAACUUUUUAUUCGAUAUUUUGAAUAUCGGUUACCACGUACCAUUUUUAAAUGUUGAGCAUUUUUUAUUGUUGUUGUUGAAAUAUUUUUUUACCGUUAUUCCAUUUUUUGCGUGUGUGAAUGACAUUUGCAAAUGUAUGUUGAAUUUAUUGUAACGAAGCGAUUUUUAAUGACUUUAACUGUUCAUAAUUAACAAAAAAUCCACUUUCUAACAAAUUUAUGCGAUAUUGCAACGAAUUAAAUAAUAUGUUUUUUUUUUACUUUUUAUAAGGUGGAAAUGUGCAUCACAUGGAUUUUUAGCUGCUUACAGAAGUACAAUUUGUAUGUCAGUAGUUUAAGAACAGUUAUUAGAAUAUACAGUGGAUACUCGAUAAUUCGAACAAAUACCAAUCAAAACAUUAUGCUCAAUAAUCUGAUAAGAUGUACGAGUAACGGUCAGUUUCUUAUUGUUUCAUAAUUUAUCAAAGGAUGAUAUAAUUUUGACUAUU
Molecule: messenger RNA, 4316 nt
Organism: Zerene cesonia (dogface butterfly)
Lineage: Eukaryota; Metazoa; Arthropoda; Insecta; Lepidoptera; Pieridae
Product: tetratricopeptide repeat protein 17
Exons: 19
Coding region: 116-3580 (1154 amino acids)
Biological process (GO): actin filament polymerization
Cellular component (GO): actin cytoskeleton; cytoplasm
Molecular function (GO): protein binding
Source: RefSeq, a predicted model, not a curated record